AUGCAAUUAAGAAGCACUACUAUAUUAGCUUCUGAAAGAAUCCUUUCUAAUGGUUUGAUAGAUGAAUCUAAAGAAAAAGUGAAAAAGACUAAACCUAUAAGACAAACAAAGAAUAAAGUUUUGAAACAAAGACAAAAUCAAAAAAAAAAAUUAGUAGAUUCCAUACAAACUUCUAAAACAGAAAAAACUAAAGUAGAAAAACUUAAAGUAGAAAAACUUAAAGUAGAAAAACUUAAAGUUGAAAAACCAAAAUUAGAAAAACCUAAACCAAUUAUAAGAGAUAUUCCUCAUUUACAGCGACCUUCAUAUCAUACAACUCAUAUUCAACGACAUCUACCUGAAGUACAAAAAAACAUCAUCGCUAACAUUCCAAGGACUAUUGAAGCAAUAGAUUCACAUUUGUCACGGUUCUAUUCUGGUAAUAACAUACCGGCGUACCUUGAUACAUCACAAUUAGAAUUGAUUAGAUUACCAUCAGAUUCUUAUUAUUAUAAUAAUAUUCAAUCAGAAUUAUCCACCUUAUUUAAUAUAUUAUUUCAAGAUUCAAUAUCUCUAGAUACAAAUGUUCCAAAUACGUCUAAUUACAAUCAAAAAUUUCGUUUCAAUUCAUUACCAAAAGGUCAGAUAAAUAUAGAUUCGAUUUCAAAUCAUUAUAACAUCGAUUUAUUACAAUUAUCUAGUUUAUUUAAUCUUUCAAAUAAUGAAUCAAUCACCGAUAAUAAUUCAACAACUAUAAACCCAAUGAAUAUACCAAUUCAACAAAAAUAUAAAAAUGAAAUCAAGUCGAUUAAUAGAAAAUUAGAUAAACCUCUAAUUAAAGAAAAAAAUAACAAUUUAAUUUGGCCAGAUAAAUUAUAUUCUUUAAAACAAAAACAAAAAAAAUUGACAAGUAAUAAUAAUACUUCCAUUAAAAAUCCAAUCUCCGAUGAAAAUAUUCCCUUCUUAUCAUAA
Henningerozyma blattae CBS 6284 is the source of this 951-nucleotide messenger RNA. RefSeq lists its product as uncharacterized. The coding region runs from base 1 to 951 and encodes 316 amino acids. The transcript has a single exon. The record is from RefSeq and is a predicted model, not a curated record. Lineage: Eukaryota; Fungi; Ascomycota; Saccharomycetes; Saccharomycetales; Saccharomycetaceae.